CUUCCUUGUCAUGCCUUACUAGAAGGCCUGGCCAAGCUGUCAGCCAUCUAGCCUGCCCCUAUCUCUAAACGUGGGUUGAACUCAUUCAUUCAAGGAGUACCGAGGACAACAUGUAUUGGACAUAGACUGCAGUACUAUUUACUAAGUCUACCCAGUGAAUCUUAAAGCGGUUUUAUUUUGUUUGUGUGUGAUUUGCUGACGACCCACCUAAUAAGACCGGUCUCCUUCCCCUUUUAUUGUGCCUCCCUCCGUACAGGUUCUUCAAGAUGUCGACCUCAGUCCCACAAGGUCAUAACUGGACCCGCCCAGUGAAGAAGGAUGAUGAGGAAGAAGACCCGCUGGACCAGCUGAUCACCCGCUCUGGCUGUGCUGCCUCCCACUUUGCAGUGCAAGAGUGCAUGGCCCAGCACCAGGACUGGCGCCAGUGCCAGCCGCAAGUGCAGGCUUUCAGGGAUUGUAUGAGUGCACAGCAGGCAAGACGGCGGGAGGAGCUGCAGAGGAGGAAAGAGCAAGCCAGUGCGCAACACUGAGACCUUAUACCAUCUCACACAGUGGGCCUGACGAAAUCAGCACCCAGAGAGACCUGGGGAGAAGAAACCCUAAGUAAUAGAAGUGUGCUCCAGGAGGUGUAAAAUCUGGGGACAGUCUUGGGGACAGGAUUGACAGCCGGAUUGACAGCCAGACACCAUGAGGUUGCACACGACGGUCACCAUGAGCUGAUCUAUGGUCAGAUCACAUAUCCUUUCUUCUUCUACCACUAUUUGUGUUUACAACCACACUCCCUCCAUACUACCUCUCAGUCUGUGUGCCAAGUACUUUAUAAGUACAUAUACCACUAAAGAUAAACGGGUUGCCCAAUCAGGCCUUCAUUUUUCAAUCACAAAUUUAACCACAGAAAGUGUUUCUAAGGCAUUGUGUUGGCGAUGUUCAAUUUGAAGAGUAACUUGACCUUCCUGUUGCUGAGAGACUAGUGUGAGAGGCAGAAAUAAAGCAACACCCAAAGGAGUGAACUCAGUUUCCGCAGUGACAUAAGCGCCUUUAUCUUUCCUCACUUCUUCAGUGUAAUGGGGUGGGGGGAGCUAGUAGGGAAACACCGUUUUUUUC
Messenger RNA from Mus pahari (shrew mouse), 1104 nucleotides. Its product is annotated as cytochrome c oxidase assembly factor 4 homolog, mitochondrial. The transcript has 2 exons. Gene Ontology annotation, cellular component: mitochondrial intermembrane space. The coding region runs from base 267 to 530 and encodes 87 amino acids. Lineage: Eukaryota; Metazoa; Chordata; Mammalia; Rodentia; Muridae. Gene Ontology annotation, biological process: mitochondrial respiratory chain complex IV assembly. The record is from RefSeq and is a predicted model, not a curated record.